Messenger RNA from Fusarium proliferatum ET1, 735 nucleotides. RefSeq lists its product as uncharacterized. Lineage: Eukaryota; Fungi; Ascomycota; Sordariomycetes; Hypocreales; Nectriaceae. Gene Ontology annotation, cellular component: membrane. The transcript has a single exon. The record is from RefSeq and is a predicted model, not a curated record. The coding region runs from base 1 to 735 and encodes 244 amino acids.
AUGGAAGGUAGAAAAAUCGUGAUUUCAGGUGCAGGCCGCGGGCUUGGUCGUGCGUUGGCUAUCGUCGCUGCUUCUCAGGGAGCCACUCCGAUAUUGCUGGGAAGAUCCCAGAGCGCAUUGCAAGAAGUCAGCGAGACGAUCAAGAGUAACAGCGGCGGAACAGCGUACCCUAUUAUCUGCGACCUUUCAGACCCUACUUCCGUGGCUAAAGCGACAAAGGAGAUAGCCGAAUCGCAUUCUGAUAUUGACAUCUUGGUCAACAAUGGAGCCCAUUUUACCGAAGGCAGUUUCGACAAGCAAACCGACGAUCAGAUCCUGUCGGUCGUGAACUCAGCAGUCACUGGUACCAUGAUCUUGACACGACAGCUUCUGCCUUUACUGAAACAACGACCACGUGCAGACGUUCAUAACGUCGUGUCCAUGUCUGGUCUCCAGUACGCAAGGCUCACGGGCGCUUCACUCCCCUUCAGAGCCGCAAAAGCUGCUCAGGAUGGCUUUACACAGGGCUUGGUGGAGGAACUGAAAGGUACAUCGGUACGCGUCACUUCAGUUUAUCCCGGAUUGAUUGAGGAUGUGUCGCCUACUAGUGCGGAGUGGCAAAAGCAUCGUAGCUUUGAUGAGGGCAUAACGAACAAGAGCGUCGUCGACACGAUCAUCUACGCCCUAUCGGCGCCCCCAAACGUGUCCUUACGCUCUAUCGUUAUCGAGCGAACUCAUUCAGAUUUCCUAAUUUGA